Messenger RNA from Cicer arietinum (chickpea), 2028 nucleotides. RefSeq lists its product as uncharacterized. The record is from RefSeq and is a predicted model, not a curated record. Lineage: Eukaryota; Viridiplantae; Streptophyta; Magnoliopsida; Fabales; Fabaceae.
UGUUGAUUCUCCCAUACAGCAACACCAUAGAUACCGAAAACUGAAAUAUUGAAAAGAGUUUCAUUUUGCCACUUCUCCUUUCUUUCUCUUCUAUGGCUUCUUCUUCUUCGAAGGUAGCAACAUGGUUCCUCACGUUCCUCUUGUUCCUCACGUGCCUUCAACUUUCACCCUUGAAAUCCCCAUUUCACCCUCGAGACUUGCUUCCUCUUUUGCCCAAACAAAUUUCGUGGCCAAUUCUCAACUCCCUUCAUACCGCUGUUGAUCUUCUACCUGUCUUCGUCGGUGCUGCUUCUUCUCCAGACAACACCUUCGAUUGGAAAGGUGCUUGCUUUUACAACAACAAAGCUUGGAUUGUUUUUCAUAAUAAAACUGGUUCUCAAUUUGGUGGUGGUACCCUUCACUUAAAGGUUAGCAAUGCUCAUAGCUGGACGUGUUUAGAUAUCUACAUUUUUGCUACCCCAUAUCGCGUAACAUGGGAUUAUUAUUUUCUGGCCCGUGAACAUACAUUGGAGAUCGAUGAAUGGGAAGGGAGGGCUGAGUAUGAGUAUGUAAAAAAUCACGGGAUGUCGAUUUUCCUCAUGAAAUCUGGGAUGUUGGGGACCCUUCAAGCACUUUGGGAGGUCUUCCCUUUAUUUACAAAUACCGGAUGGGGCGAGAAGUCAAAUAUCGGGUUUUUGGAGAAACAUAUGGGAGCCUCUUUUGAAGAACGUCCUCAGCCUUGGGUUACAAAUAUCACUGUUGAUGACAUCCACUCUGGAGAUUUCCUUGCCAUAUCAAAAAUUCGAGGUCGCUGGGGUGCUUUUGAGAGUCUAGAGAAAUGGGUUAGUGGAGCGUAUGCUGGUCACACUGCUGUUUGCUUAAGAGAUUCAGAUGGAAAGCUUUGGGUUGGAGAGUCAGGUCAUGAAAAUGAAAAGGGAGAAGAUAUAAUUGCUAUGAUUCCGUGGGAUGAGUGGUGGGAAUUUGAGCUGAAUAAAGAUGAUUCCAAUCCCCAUAUUGCACUUCUACCUUUAAACCCUGACAUGCGUGCCAGGUUUAACGAGACUGCUGCAUGGGAGUAUGCACUGAGUAUGGAUGGGCAGCCAUAUGGUUACCAUAACAUGAUUUUCAGUUGGAUAGACACUUUAAGUGGGAACUAUCCACCCCCCUUGGAUGCUAAUGUGGUUGCUUGUGUUAUGACAAUUUGGAGUCAACUCCAACCUGAAUAUGCUGCAAAUAUGUGGAAUGAAGCCUUGAACAAACGACUUGGAACUAAAGGACUCGAUCUUUCAGAAGUUUUAGUAGAAGUCGAAAGGCGUGGAUCAUCUUUUGAUGAACUACUGACGAUUCCAGAACAGGAUGACUGGCUCUACAGUGAUGGCAAAUCAACUUCUUGUGUUGCUUUUAUACUUGCAAUGUACAAGGCGGCAGGAUUGUUUGAUCCAAUUGCUAGUUCUAUCCAAGUGACAGAGUUUACGAUAAAAGAUGCUUACAUUCUCAAUUUUUUUGAGAACAAUGCUAGUCGCUUGCCAACAUGGUGCAACGAUGGAGACACGGUUAAGCUUCCUUAUUGUCAAAUUAAAGGCAAGUAUCGAAUGGAGUUACCUGGUUACAACACCAUGCAACCAUAUCCUCACAUGAAUGAAAGGUGCCCAUCUCUUCCCACAAAGUACUCCAGAACCAAGAGUUGCUAGUAGUCUUCGAUUCUUUCCUCCUAUCCAUGGAAUGAUUGCUUCACCAGAUGAAUUCUUCCUAUAGAUUUUGGGAUUCUUUAGGUGAUUCCAAAUGAACAAUUGAUGUUUAUAUCCAUUUGAUUUCAUAGAAAAGUACAACAGAUUCACCAUUGUAUAUGUUCUCACAACUUAUAUUCGAUUAUUCAUGUAAUUUGGAUUAUAUUACUAGCUAGAUUGCAGAUUAUGUACAUAGAUGGAACAACUUGGAUUCGGUAUAUCAUGCAAUGUAAUAUAAGACCCUAAUUUUAAUUUGGGAUAGGAUUGAAUUCUCCCUUGAAUGACUCAGGCCGAGUUGAAUCACUAGGCGUGGGCAACUAAA